AUGGUUGUUCGUUGGAAUCCUUCGAUUAGAAAGUCAAUCACUGUUCCUAUGCCUAACAAGUUUAAUUUGGAUCCUGAAACCAAUCUUGGUUUUGGGGUUUCCCCUGUGACUAGUAACCCUAAGAUCGUUGAGAUCACACAAUUUCACAAAACUAACUGCCAUUGUGAAGCUAAAGUUUACACUGUAAGCUCAGGCAAAUGGAGAAAUCUAUCUAACAAUCUUCCUAGUAAACCAUUUCGUACCUUUUGGCCUCAGGUGGUUGUUGAUAGGUUUAUUUAUUGGUGUACUUUUGACCCUAUGAAUAUAGAUAAUGAGUUACCGAAUAAUAAUUUUAUAAUGUCAUUUGACAUAACUAAUGAGAAUUUUGGAGUGGUAGACCUCCCAGAUAGUUUAAGGAGCCACUCUCCUAAACAGUUGUGUAUUUCUAAGGUAAGGGAGUCUCUUGUCAUACUUGAAUUUGAUGGCCAUACGAAACGUGCUUGUGGUGUAUGGAUGAUAGAGAAUGGUGUUGAGAAAUCAUUUACAAAGAGAUUUAUUGUUGAGGCACCACCAUAUUGGUCAAUGUCAAUAACAACACUUGGAUUUAGGAAGAGUGGUAAACCUAUAAUGGAAGUGGAAAAUGCUCAUAUAUGUUAUGAACAGGGUGCACUUAUGGUGUAUGAGCCCAACAUUGAAUGCUUCAAAUAUCUUGGGAUGUAUGGAAAACCCGGAACAUUCAUUGUGCAUUCCUACAUAGAAGCACUAGUUUUGAUAGUUUAG
Molecule: messenger RNA, 759 nt
Organism: Lactuca virosa
Lineage: Eukaryota; Viridiplantae; Streptophyta; Magnoliopsida; Asterales; Asteraceae
Source: the annotation of a GenBank genome assembly